This is a messenger RNA of Paraglomus occultum, 1071 nucleotides long. Lineage: Eukaryota; Fungi; Glomeromycota; Glomeromycetes; Paraglomerales; Paraglomeraceae. The record is from the annotation of a GenBank genome assembly.
AUGGACCCUGCAGUUGAUGCUUGGAAAGAGGGCCUCGCACACCUUCUAGGACCUAUUACGACGUCUGUAAUCCUCUUAAUGAACAUUUUAAAUGCACUUCUUAUUUUGACAACACAUAUGUUGAUGACUGGUCUCACAUUAGUUGCCUUAACUAAAUUAUGCUCAACGAGCUUAAGUAAAUCAAUUCCCCAAAAAUCGAGAGCAAAGGCUUUUAGGCAUUUUGAGAAUGCAGAUCGCACAUUUGAGCGUAAUGAAGUUACUUUGUUUUUCGAAGAAUUAGACACACGAAUUGACACAACUGCCACAAAUAAUCUCGCAAAUGCAAAAGGAGAUUUGCUCGAGUCAAAACUGAGAGUCCAUGCAUUGAAUAAUAUCAUCAAUCUUGAAUCUAAUGGAGAUCCGAUACCGAACAGGGAAAGUGAGGAAGUAAAUAGUUCACAAACACCGCCACUAAGAUCUCCGCUGAACGACUAUUCCCCUCUUGAGAGUCGAAAUAGACGUCAGAUGUCUGACGAAAAAGUUAUUCACGUUAUAUUGAGCCGUGACAGGGACUUGGCUACUGAUUUACAGAAAUCAGGGGACGAGUUUAAGAUGGAGAUUAUGCGGAAAAUCGAGGGUGACGAAGGCAAUGACUUUCGUCUUACUGCGAAAAAGUUUAAUGGACUUAAUCUUUCGAGAAAGAUAGGGGAAAGGAAAUACAUUGUCCAAAAUGUUUCUUCGUUAUUCAAAUUCUACGAAUCCACGUUUGGAAAUUUGUAUUUCGACUGGAUCGAAACGCAUUCCCCAGCCCCGAAAUUAACAAAAUCACGUACUUACACCGGCAUUGUCAAAGUCGAUGCGAAAGUGUUCGAGUUCUAUGAUGAUAAAGAGAUUUUCCACGCUGAAGUGUCGGGUCCGCCGUCAUCAUCGUCAUCACAACAUGGACAUGCUGUCAACGAUACAACAAAAUCUAUACAUGCCGGCAUAUUGAACCUGAUCGCGAUCUUACUAGAUCACCACCGAGCUCCAAUAGAAUAUGCAAUCAAUAUUAAGAUAUUAAGGUUAACAAUUUGUAUUUUAUUCAAUUAUUAG